AUGUCUACCAGCAAGAAAUUGGCAGAUUUUUCAGCUACGCCUGUGUUAGUCAGGUUGCAGGGACCACAAAGCUCUAAUGGUACUGGACGUGUUGAAGUAUUCUUUCAUGGAAUUUGGGGAACAAUCUGCGAUUACGGCUGGGAUAUAAGGGACGCUAGGGUUCUAUGCCGUCAACUUGGCUACCUCGAUGCUGUUAGAACUCUUCGAGCGGACGAGGUUGCUUCAGGUUCUGGACAGAUAUGGUUAAAUUUCGUAGAUUGUACUGGCGAAGAACAGAAUAUAACUAGUUGUUCUCACAGUCCUUGGGGAGAACAUUAUUGCCCUCAUUAUUAUGGCGUCGGAGUGGAAUGUUCUACAACAGAUAUUUCAACUACACCUGUGGCGGUCAGGCUGCAAGGACCAUUGAGUAAAAAUGGUAUAGGUCGUGUUGAAGUAUUCUAUAAUGGAUAUUGGGGGACAAUCUGUGAUUAUGGAUGGGACAUAAAUGAUGCAAAGGUUGUAUGUCGUCAACUUGGUUUUCCGGAUACUGUUAGGAUUCUUCAAAGAAAUCUGGUCCCCUCUGGUUCUGGACAAAUAUGGCUAGCCUACGUCGCUUGCACUGGGAAAGAACAGAAUAUUACAAGCUGCCCAAAUAACGAUUGGGGGAACAGUUUUUGUUCUCAUUAUGAAGACGCCGGAGUAGUAUGUUCAAGGACAGUUAUAACUGUUUCGCUCAGGUUACAAGGGCCAUUAAGUGAAGACGGCACUGGUCGAGUUGAGAUAUUCUACAAUGGAACAUGGGGAACAAUUUGUUAUAGUGGAUGGGAUAUGAAAGAUGCUAGGGUUGUAUGUCGUCAACUUGGUUUUAAAGAUGUUGCUAGGGAACUUCGUAGUGGACAGUUUCCAUCUGGUUCUGGACAAGUAUGGUUACAAUCCGUUGAUUGUACAGGCUCCGAGCGUGAUAUAGCAAGGUGUUCUCAUAGUGGUUGGGGUGUUACAUCUUAUUAUUGCAAACAUUCAAAAGAUGUCGGAGUCGAAUGUAGUAGAACAGAUUUUUCAACUACCCCUGUGUUGCUAAGGUUACAAGGCCCAGUAAGUGAAAAAGGAGCUGGUCGUGUUGAAGUACUCUAUCAUGGAUAUUGGGGGACAAUCUGUGAUUAUAGCUGGAGUAUGAGAGAUGCUACGGUUGUAUGUCGUCAACUUGGGUAUCUUGACGCUGUUAAAACUCUUCAAAGGAACGAAUUUCCUCCAGGUUCCGGACAGAUAUGGUUGAGUCAGGUAACUUGUACUGGGAAAGAGCAAAAUAUAACAAGUUGUUCACAUCGACCGUGGGGAGAUCAUUAUUGCUCUCAUAAUAACGACGUCGGAGUGGAAUGUUCUACAACAGCUAUAAAUGUGCUAAUCAGGUUGGAAGGGCCAUCAAGUAAAGAGGGUACUGGUCGUGUUGAAAUAUUCUACAAUGGACAAUGGGGAACAAUCUGCGAUUCUGGAUGGGAUUUGAGAGAUGCUAGAGUUGCUUGCCGUCAGCUUGGUUAUCCUGAUUCUGUCAGAACUCUUGAAAGGAACAGCGUUCCUUCUGGCUCAGGAAAAAUAUGGUUGACGGACGUCUCGUGCACUGGGGGAGAACAAAAUAUUGCAAGUUGUUUUCAUAAUGGUUGGGGAGUUCAUUCUUGCCACCAUAAUCAAGACGCCGGAGUGCAAUGUUCUUUGACUGCUAUAACUGUGUCACUCAGGCUCCAAGGACAACUGAGCGAAGAUGGCACUGGGCGUGUUGAGGUACUCUACAAGGGGCAAUGGGGAACAAUCUGUGAUAAUGGAUGGGGUUUGCAAGAUGCCAGGGUUGUAUGUCGUCAGCUUGGUUACCACAACGUUGUGAGGACUCUUCAGAGGAGUGAGGUUAUUCCUGGUUCUGGACCAAUAUGGUUAAACAACGUUGAUUGUACUGGGGAAGAACGAAAUAUUGAAAGUUGUUCACAUUAUGGUUGGGGUGUUAGAAGUACUUUGUGUUCUCAUGAUCGAGACGCUGGAGUAGAAUGUUCUCCGACAGAUAGACCAAAUGUAACGGUCAAUUGUUCCAGUUUCAUCGCAGUAAAUCUUGGUGAUGAUAUAACAUGCUUGUGUGAAGGAAAAGGUGGAAAACCUCCAACCCAUGUGACAUAUGCAUGGUAUAAAGAUGGCGUCCAGUUUAGUGACACACAACAGGAACAAAACGUGUUGACUCUCAGUAAUGUUGAUGAAAAAGAUAGUGGAACAUACAAAUGUGUCGGGAAAAUCCGCACUUUCACGGAUGAAAAAUCAAUUGAGAUCGAUUUUUACGAAAAACCAAAUGUAACAAUCAAUUGUUCCAGUCCGAUCAUUGUUAAUAUCGGUGAUAGUGUAACAUGUCUUUGUGAGGGAAAAAACGGAUACCCGCCAGCCGAUGUGACGUGGUACAAAAAUGACACACAGAUUGGUGACACGAAAAAGAAAGAGAAUGUUUUGACUCUCAACAUUAUUAAUACAACAAAUGGUGGAACAUACGUAUGCGUAGGGAAAAGUGACUCUCUGGCAGGCAGAAAUUCAAUUGAAGUCCUUUUCAGUGCUGUAAAUGUGUCACUCAGGCUUCAAGGACCCCUGAGAGAAGAUGGUACUGGUCGGGUUGAGGUAUACUACAAAGAGAAAUGGGGAACAAUCUGUUAUAAUGGAUGGGAUUUACGAGAUGCCAGGGUUGUCUGUCGUCAACUUGGUUUCCCCGACGCUGUUAGGACUCUUCAGAGGAGCGAGGUUAUUCCUGGUUCUGGACCAAUUUGGUUAAACAACGUUUAUUGUACUGGGAAAGAAGAAAAUAUUAAAAGUUGUUCACAUAAUGGUUGGGGUGUCCUCUAUAGCUCGUGCUCUCAUGAUUAUGACGCUGGAGUAGAAUGUUCAGAGAGACCAAAUGUAACAGUCAAUUGUUCCAGUUUAAUCGCGGUAAAUCUUGGUGAUGAUAUAACAUGCUUGUGUGAAGCAAAAGGUGGAAAACCUCCAGCCAAUGUGACAUGGUAUAAAGAUGGCGUCCAGUUUGGUGACACAGAACAGGAACAAAACGUGUUGAAUCUCAGUAAUAUCAAUGAAACAGAUAAUGGAACAUACAAAUGUGUUGGAAGAAGCUCCACUCUUACGGAUGAGAAAUCAAUUGAGGUUGAUUUUAAUUACGGUAAAUAA
Molecule: messenger RNA, 3162 nt
Organism: Dendronephthya gigantea
Lineage: Eukaryota; Metazoa; Cnidaria; Anthozoa; Malacalcyonacea; Nephtheidae
Product: deleted in malignant brain tumors 1 protein-like
Exons: 11
Coding region: 1-3162 (1053 amino acids)
Cellular component (GO): membrane
Source: RefSeq, a predicted model, not a curated record